Messenger RNA from Penicillium arizonense, 618 nucleotides. RefSeq names its product dynactin subunit 5. The transcript has 2 exons. Lineage: Eukaryota; Fungi; Ascomycota; Eurotiomycetes; Eurotiales; Aspergillaceae. Bases 1 to 618 code for a protein of 205 amino acids. The record is from RefSeq and is a predicted model, not a curated record.
AUGCCUCCACCGAAGGCUGCAAAGGGUGAAUACAUCGAAACAGAUACAGGCAACAAAAUCUCUCGCCGCUCCCAAAUCCACGGCACACAGCACAUUAUCCUAGGCGGAAAAACAGUAAUCCAAGCCGAAGCCGUCAUCCGCGGCGACCUCUUCCGCACCGCCUCAAGCGUCGCAGCCCAGGAUCCAAAGAACCCAAGCACACCCCCACCACCAUCCAAUGCACCCAGCGUCGCGAUAACAGUCGGUCGGUAUAGCUACAUAUCCAAGAGUGCGAUCCUACGCCCACCAAGCCGUCUCCACCGUGGCACGCACUCAUUCUACCCGCUCAAGAUCGGCGACCACGUCUUCGUCGGCGAGGGUGCUGUUGUUGAGGCUGCAUCACUGGGUAACCAUGUUCAUGUUGGGAAGGGGGCUAGUGUAGGGAGUAUGGCUAUCAUCAAGGACUUCGCUUAUGUUCUUGAUGGCGCGGUUGUGCCACCUGGUAUGGUUGUUCCGAGUUGGUGUGUUGUUGGUGGACGGCCGGCCAGAAUUGUUGGUGAGGUUGGGGAAGGGUAUGGAGUCGAAGGGGCUGAGGGCGGUUUGGCGAGGGAGAGAUAUCGGGUUGUUGGGAGGCCUUGA